Messenger RNA from Poecilia latipinna (sailfin molly), 5895 nucleotides. RefSeq names its product nuclear receptor coactivator 2. The record is from RefSeq and is a predicted model, not a curated record. Gene Ontology annotation, molecular function: protein dimerization activity; nuclear receptor binding. The transcript is spliced from 23 exons. Lineage: Eukaryota; Metazoa; Chordata; Actinopteri; Cyprinodontiformes; Poeciliidae. Gene Ontology annotation, cellular component: nucleus. Gene Ontology annotation, biological process: positive regulation of transcription by RNA polymerase II; cellular response to hormone stimulus. Bases 254 to 4795 code for a protein of 1513 amino acids.
GAGGUGGAGGAGGAGGAGGAGGAGGGGGUCUACUAGUAAAGAUAAACAGCCGAGGAGCCUCUGAGCCAGAUGAACAUGGCGGCUCCGGCUCUGGACGCUCCUGCCGCUCCGUCCCGCUGACCCUCACAGCACCGACGAAGUCCCCGCUCAACAGCCGCCCAUGGCACCUCAACUCCCAGAGAGGACAGACUAAUCUUCCAAAGUGGAUGCUUACCAGGAUGCUUUGUGUUAGAGGUGCUGAUAACUGCUGAAGAUGAGUAGUGGUGGGGGGGACACUCCUGAGCCCCCCAAAGGGGAAUCUGUGAAGAGGAAAGACUGUCAGUCAGACCUCCUGGGACCCAGCCCGAAGCGAAGCACCGAGAGGCGCAACAGGGAGCAGGAGAACAAAUACAUCGAGGAGCUGGCAGAGCUGAUCUUUGCCAACAUCAACGACAUCGACGACCUCAACGUCAAGCCCGACAAAUGUGCCAUCCUCAAAGAGACGGUGAAGCAGAUCAGGCAGAUCAAGGAGCAGGAAAAGACUCUGGUGGCUAAUGCAGAGGAGGUGCAGAAGGCAGACGUCUCCUCCACUGGGCAGGCCGUCAUCGAUAAAGACACUCUCGGGCCAAUGAUGCUGGAGGCCCUGGACGGCUUCUUCUUUGUUGUGAACAUGGAGGGAAACAUCGUGUUUGUGUCGGAGAACGUCAGCCAGUAUUUGCGCUACCAGCAGGAGGAGCUGAUGAACACCAGCGUCUACAGUGUGCUGCAUGUUGGAGACCAUGCAGAGUUCAUCAAGAACCUUUUGCCUAAGAGUCUGGGUGAGGAAACUGUCAGUCAUCGCAGCACCGACUCCUCCAACAGGAACAGUCACACCUUUAACUGUCGUAUGCUGGUCAACCCUCACGCCGACGGCGAAGCGCGCCAGGCCGUCGAUCAGCAGGACGCAGCGCAGCAGAAAUACGAGACCAUGCAGUGUUUCGCCGUCUCUGAACCAAAGUCUAUCAAGGAAGAGGGGGAAGAUUUCCAGUCGUGUCUCAUCUGUGUGGCGAGAAGAGUUCCUGUCAAAGAGAGGCCUGUGAUGCCGGCGUACGAGAGCUUCACAACACGACAGGACCUUCAAGGUAAGAUCACCUCUCUGGACACCAGUGUGCUUCGGGCAUCUAUGAAGCCGGGCUGGGAAGACCUGGUCCGGCGCUGCAUCCAGAAGUUCCACCUGCAGAGUGACGGGGAGAUUUCCAUUGCCAAGAAACACCAGCAAGAAGUAUUGAAGAACGGCCAUGCCCUCAGCCCAUUGUACAGAUUCUCCCUGGCAGACGGCACCAUAGUUUCUGCUCACACAAAGAGCAAACUGGUCCGUUCUCCAGGCACCAAUGAACCGCAGCUCUAUAUGUCGCUGCACAUCCUGCAGAGGGAAAACUUGGGGGGCAUGGCUACAGACAUUCCCAGUGGUCAGGACUCGGCCAAGUCAGUGACCCCAACAAGAAUGAGCGGGUCCUUCCCCUCACCUGAUGCCAGCGUUGCCGGCAACAGCCAUCACUCCACCGGAGCCUCCUCCACCCCUGGACGUGGUUUUGGGUCUGUUCCAGGAAGGGCCAUCACACCUCAGGGAAACGGCCACGCUCUGAAGCUGGGCAGCCCUUCUGGCCAAGGAAGUCCAAGCGUCAGCUCAGGGGUCCAGAGUGCCAUGUUGUCUCCUCGUCAUCGCCAGAGUCCCAGCGCUGCCGCAAGUAGCAGCAACUGCAGUAGCCCUCAUCUCCUCCAACAUCUGCCUGGAUCUUUUUCCCCUGCAGCUGGUUUGCAUUCACCUCCAUCCGUGUGCAGCACCACAGGAAACAACCAAAGUUUUAACUCCCUCAGCGCGCUGCAGGCUCUCAGCCAGGGCACCAGGAUUUCCCCAGGGCUCGCUGACGGACAGCAUCCAGAGUCACCUGACAGAAAACCAGCCGCUCUUCAGAGUAAUCUUCACAGCAACAAACCUGGUAGCCAAAUUAGCAAGAGCAGUCUCAGCUUAGAGACUGACUUGUUUGGAACUUUUGAAGAGCAGGAAGAGUUUUUGUCAUCCCAUGACGGUUCACAGGCAGAUGGGAAAGAUGUUGAUCCUGACACUCUGGGCGGUAACGGAAACCUUGGUGAUCUUGCUGAUGCUGCAAACCACCAUCUGACCACCAAAGGCCACACCAAGUUGCUGCAGCUCCUCACCACUAAGUUAGAACCCUCUGAUCCUUCCUCACCACCAGGUCCCAUAGGAGAUGACCAGAGCUGUAAGGACCAGCUGUGUGGAGGCGCCGGACAUAACAACCAAACCACCUCAUUAAAGGAGAAACACAAAAUUCUCCACCGGCUGCUGCAGAACAGCACCUCACCUGUGGAGCUGGCCAAGCUAACGGCGGAGGCUACGGGAAAAGAUCCUAUUGGUCCAGAGUCCGCCUCAGGGGACAGCAUGGCUGCUCUUAGUGAACUCUGCACCAAACAGGAGCCGGGGAGCCAGGGAAAGAAAGACAAUGCAUUGCUGCGCUAUCUUCUGGAUAAGGAUGAUAAUGGCAUCCUCGACAAAGCCAUCAAAAUGGAACCAAACGACGGACUCAAGCUGACCUGCGUUAAGACGGAGAAGCAGGAUGAAGGUUUUAAUUUGGCUGAGCAGGCAUCUGAGCUGGAGGACCUGCUGGAGGACCUGCAAAACAGCAGCCAGCAGCAGCUGUUCCCCAGUCAGCCUCCAUCCUCUUCAUCCUCUUCAUCAGCCGUGCCAGCUGGCUCCUCUGUGGACAAACAGACCAUCAUCACUGACAUCCUGCAGAUGAACGACACCGGCAGCAGCAGCAGCUCCCCCAGCCAGCACAGAGCCUUCCCUCCCAUCGGAGCCGCAGCGAGCUUUAAUGGCGUCAGGCCGGGCCAGGCCGGUCAGGGGGCCCCUCCAGGCCGGAGCAUGUCAAUGGACAGCAGUAUGGGCUCCAGCCCCACCAGGCCUUUCCCUCCUCAGCACAGAAACAUUGGGCCAUAUUCCUUGCAGCAGCAAAGCAUGAUGGGAACCCACACCAGCAUGAACCAGGCAGCAGCAACCAACACAGGCCUUCGAGGCUCCAUGCAGCAGGGCUGGGGCCCCCAUGGUCCAACAGGGGGCAGUGCAGGACCCAUGAUGGCCCAUGGAGUGGGUCGAAUGGUACCCAACAUGAAUUCUGCACUCCCCACAAGAAGCAGUGGUCCAAAUGUCUCCAGAGCUUUGGUCAGCAUGCAGAUGAUAGGCAACGAGUUGGACAUGGCAGCUCCGCCCUACCACCAGCAGCAGGCUCCGCCCAAUCAGACGGCUCCGUGGCCAGACCGAAUGAUGAUGAUGGACCACUACGGAAACCAAAGCAGGCCACCGUACGGCGUCCCUCAGGAGGACGGGAUGGGUUGCUGUGGUUCUGGUUCUGAAGGGCAGACGGAUGAAGGCGCUCUGCUGAACCAGCUGUGUUCGGUGCUGAAGGACUAUGAGGGUCUGGAGGAGAUAGAUAAGAUGCUGGGAAUACCCACUCUGGCUGGACAGGGUCCUCUUUCAGAGCAGGACCAGUACCUGGGUCCGUCGGACUCUCCCUCCGGCCUGAAGCCUCCCCUCUAUGGUCAGCAGUAUGGAGGGCAGCCCGGUUAUGGCGGCAUGCCCCCUGACGGCUUGUACCCUGCCCCAUCCAUGGGGGGCCACAUGGGGCCCCAAAGGAUGGCCCCGACAGGCUACCCGCCCAUGAUGAGAAUGCCGGGCGCCCCAGGGCCCCGGGCCCCUGGCAUGAGACCUGCUGGUCCCAAUCCAAUGGUGCCGCCGCAGCCCAACAACCUGAGGCUCCAGCUGCAGCACAGACUCCAGGCCCAGCUGAACCGUCAGCCAGUGAUGAACCAGAUGGGUGGAGUUGGAAAUAUGAAUCUACCUCUAAGAUCUAAUGUAUCGACCCAGGGACCUGUCAACGCCCACAUGCUGGCGCAGCGUCAGCGCGAGUACCUCAGCAACCACUUGCGUCAGCGGCAGCAGCACCACGCGCAUCAGCAGCGUGCCAUGAUGAUGCGGACUCAGGGCAUCAAUCUGCCGCCCAACAUGCCCAGCGGGGGCGCUGCUCCCUCGCCGAUGCCCAUGGGGGGUGUCAACCCCCGGGUGCCGCAGGGCAGCAUGCAGCGGUUCCCCUACCCGGCCUCUGGUUACGGUACAGGACUGUCAUCUCCUCCUCCUCCUCCUCAUCCCGGCUCCUCCAGCCCCUUCUCCUCCCCUCUCUCCCCGAGUCAUCUCCUGGCAAGCCAGGGCAUGAUGGGAAAUGUAGGCGGGCAAUACAGCGGCGUAAUGAGCCCACCGUCACAGCACAGUGCCUUCCAGUUCAGCAAUUCAGGAAUGAGUCAGCAACAACACCAGGACCCGGCGUCAUGCUUUCCGUGUGGGGCUGGCACGCCACAGAGCCCUCUGCUGUCCCCCAGGAUGGGGCAGGGUCAGAGCCCCAUGCUGCAGCAGAACCAGGGCCAAACGCAAACCCAAGCCCAGGCGCCAAACCAGGGCGGACCGCCAAGCUACCAGACGAGCGCCGACCUAAACGGAUGGUCGCAGCCUGCAAACAUUUCCACCAGCAACAGCGUGUACCCCCAGCAGUCCCAGUCUCAGUACUCGACUCAAUCCAGUGGAAUGUACAGCAGCAGCAACAUGAACCUGGGAGUCACCAUGGCCAGCAGCAGCAACAUGAAUUCAGUGGCGGGACAGAUGGGCUCCAUGAACGAACAGGUGGGCGACAGCAGCCUGAUGCUGGAACAGUUUGGAGGAAUCGAUAUGUUGACCCAAGAGAACAAUGUCAAUUCUAACUUUUGCUGACCACGGCCUCAGUUGGGACACGGUAUGACACACGGACCCCAGCUAAUACAGACACUGAACUCAGAGAAGUGUGAAGGUUUUAGAGGAAAUACUUACAUUCAUUUCAGAGGACCGAGGAUGGAAGAAAAACACAAAAUGUAAAAACUUCUGAACUUCACUCAGACUGGCCUAGUUCCAGUUGUUCAUCAAAUCAAACACAGUUUGAAAUACCAUGAAAACUGUCAUCUGAACCACUCUGGCAGCAAACACACCUGUAGGACAGUCAUUAUAUUUCUGAUUCUGUCUUCAGGAACACAUUUUAGUCAUUAUCUCUGGGUUAAAAUAUUCCAUUUAGCUUCCAUUUUUCCAUUGUAAUUAACUGAACUGAACACACAACUGAACAGAUACCACCCAACUUUAUGAUGAAGAAGGAUUUCACUGGCACUUAUUCAACCAAUAAACAAAAACAUCCAAUGGCCUUUUUGGGCUGAAUCAGCACAAAAAGGAGCUUUUUGUCUCCAGAAUGUGGAUUAUGGCAUCUUUUAAAACGUAUAUGUACAUUUUCUUGCUGAAUAUUUUGGCUCAUGAAUUGCUGCUGUAAAACCAGCACAUAAACUUUACAUACAAAAGCUUUUAGGUAGUCAGUUUAAUGACACACAUGGUGAAAGCCUCUAUAGACGAGCUGCUCACAGUGGCUGUUUGCUGUAAGGAGGUGGUCCAGUUUCCCAGGUUUGAUCCUUUAGUCUGAGGUGAAAUGUUUCUGCUUGACUACUAUGUGUGUGUUAGUGUGUAUGUGUGUGAAACUCAAACUGUCACAAUUUCACACUGUAGAGAUGUAUGACAUGAAUCUUUUGAUUUUUUUUUUUUUUUAACUCCUGGUUCUAUUUUAGAGCCCGACUGAACGUAAAAGGAAAACUAUAUGAAAGAUUUUACAGUUAUUUAUAGUUUUAAAGAUGUUUUAGAUUAUUUGUAUGGAAGAAAAUCAAUUAUAUCUUUAAGAUCUUUUGAAAUGGUACUCAUUGAUGUUAAUUUUAAAAAUAAUAUAUAUUUGAACUGCUGUAGUACAUAGGACAUGUGUCCCCUAUUUAAUGACUUUUCAAAUAAAGGUGAAUGUGUAUAAA